CGAUAAACUACAAGUACAAGGGGCGUGGGAAAACGGCAGUAUUUACUUCCCGUACUGCGCGGUACUUCCGGAUUGGUUCAUUUUUUGUGUUUUGGAUCCCGAUCAAUGGAUUGCUGUGUGGCGACCUUGCUGUGCCUCGGCACAGCGCUGUACUUGCUCGUUCAGGUGAUUCGUUUCAUCUUUGCGGACGCCGAUCUGACUUUGCUCUGGUUGGUGGCGUUUGGAAAGAGGCCAGAGAGUACAUUGCGGGGAAAGGUGGUUUGGAUUACGGGGGCUUCCAGUGGCAUAGGAGAGGAGCUGGCCUAUCAGCUAGCAAGCCUGGGGGCUCGCCUGAUCAUUUCUGCGCCGCGGGUGGGUGCGCUGCAGAAGGUGAAGAACCGUUGUUUGGAGCUCAGCAGUUUGAAGGAAGGGGACAUUUUGGUCCUUCCCCUUGACUUGCUGGAGCGAGACACUCAUGCUGCUAAAACGGGGGUCGCAAUACAGCACUUUGGCAAUAUUGACAUCCUGAUCAACAAUGGGGGGCGCAGUCAGCGCUCCCUGUUCCAGGACACAAAUCUGGAAGUUAUCCAGGCUCUGAUGGACAUCAACUAUCUGGGCACCGUGUCGGUCACCAAACACGUGUUGCCGCACAUGAUGCAGCGGGGCACUGGCGCCCUGGUGGCGGUCAGCAGUGUGGUGGGCCUGGCAGGGGCACCCCUGGUCACUGGCUACUCUGCUAGCAAGCAUGCCCAGCGGGGUUUUUUCAACUCGCUGCGCACCGAGCUGGCAGACUACCCCGGGAUCACCAUAAGCACUGUAUGUCCAGGGCCUGUGCAAUCUGCCAUCGUCCAAAAUGCCUUGACGGAGGAAUUGGGCCAGCCGGUAACUGUUGCAGGAGAUCAAAGCCACAAGAUGGCCACCUCGCGGUGCGUGCGCUUGAUGUUGGUGGGCAUAGCCAAUCAGGUGAAGGAGAUGUGGAUCGGUCAGCAGCCGUUCCUGCUCAUGUCCUACCUGUGGCAGUACACACCCACCUGGGCCUGGAGUGUCACUGGCAUGUUGGGUAAAAGGAGAGUGGAGAACUUCAAGGCUGGACUGGAUGCGGAUUCCUCUUACUUUACAAAGCCCAAGACGUCCUGAGGCCUUUUCUUCCAUUUUGUUUGUUUGUUUAAAUCAGAAAAAGCUUGGCCUCUGUGGAUCCGUGGUGCUUUUCCCGUUCCUUGAAUGUUGAAAUCAGAAUAAAAAUGGUUCAAAGGCUGA
Molecule: messenger RNA, 1236 nt
Organism: Paramormyrops kingsleyae
Lineage: Eukaryota; Metazoa; Chordata; Actinopteri; Osteoglossiformes; Mormyridae
Gene: dhrs7
Product: dehydrogenase/reductase (SDR family) member 7
Source: RefSeq, a predicted model, not a curated record